AUGUUAGAUGAACUUCAUAGACAAGAACGUGAAGAGCUAGAGAACAAGCUUGAAGCAAAAGACAAAAACAUACAGAAAAGAAUACCACGUUCGGUACCAAAAGGAAAGGAAAAGAACUAUAAGUAUAUGAUUUACACUGAAGAGAUGGAAAAUGAAGAAGACAGAGAUAUGGUUAUGUUGCAUUUAGUCAGAAGAAACAACAAAAGCUUUUACGACUUAGCUAAGAUUUACAAAUCUGACAGAAAUUGGUUCUAUCGCGAAAACUUACCGAUUUCAAUGACACCGAAUGAAGAUGUUAAACGGAUAGUUCAAGAUACGUUACCUCAAACACACUAUGAUAUGAAAGGUUGUACAAUACUUACAUUCAAAGAAGACUUACCGCUACUGAAGGAAAAGAUAACAGAGUAUUUCGAUAACUUCAAAGAGGAAGAGUAA
This is a messenger RNA of Trichomonas vaginalis G3, 435 nucleotides long. RefSeq lists its product as uncharacterized. Bases 1 to 435 code for a protein of 144 amino acids. NCBI's taxonomy places the organism in Eukaryota, Parabasalia, Trichomonadida, Trichomonadidae. The record is from RefSeq and is a predicted model, not a curated record. The transcript has a single exon.